Acanthosepion pharaonis is the source of this 591-nucleotide messenger RNA. NCBI's taxonomy places the organism in Eukaryota, Metazoa, Mollusca, Cephalopoda, Sepiida, Sepiidae. The record is from the annotation of a GenBank genome assembly.
AUGAUACCUGACCUCCAAUCUCCUGGAAACAUUGAAAAUGCUGAGUAUCUGACAGAGGCUGUCGAUGUAACUUGGUUACAGUUAUGUAGCAGUUUUCCCUGUGAGAACAAUGGCACAUGUGUUGUCGAGAACAGUGAACCCCGAUGUGACUGCCCCUUGGGGACCACAGGCAAAUAUUGUGAAGAUGAAAUUGUUGUACGUUACCCAAAAUUGGAUGGACGGGGAUACAUUGCAUUUCCUGUUCUGCGUGAUGCGUACAAAGAAUUCCACAUCUAUCUUGAAAUCAAAGCAUCAUCGCCAGAUGGUCUUUUGCUGUUUAGCUCUGAAAGGCCCAAUGCAAGAGGAGAUUUCUUCUCUGUGGCACUUGUCAAUGGACAGGUGGAGUUCAGGUUUUCAGAUAAGAUAUCUAUCUCAGUUCCUUCAUAUCUAUCUAUCUAUCUAUCUAAUUUCUUCAUAUCUAUCUGUCUAUCUUUCUUCCUAUCUAUCUAUCUAUCUAUCUAUCUAUCUAUCUAUCUAUCCCAGACAAUUAAUAUAGGUCAGUCUGUUGUCUAUCUCUCUCUCUCUCUACACAAAAUUGUCCAAAUCGUGUAA